UUCUCUUCUUAAUAAUUAAAAGCAUUAGAGAAAAACCCAACCAAGUCCUGCCUGUACGGCAAAAACGACCGUCGUUUAUCUCCUUCCUUCAUAACCGCUCUAUUCUUCACAUAAUGUUCUUCAACUUCAACAACAUCAAUUUGCGGUUUGUAAUAACAACGGUUAUUAAGCGGUUCCCUGACGUCCCUGCUUCAGUCCCCGCUGUUCCCACCAUCUGCUUCAAUCCCUACCGUUCCCCGCCAUCCCCGAUGCCGUUCCCGCCGUCCACUACUCUGGUAACCGCUGUCCACUAUCCCUGCAUCCGGCCUCCCAAACACUUUUUACUCUCCAUCGUCAAUUGGCGGAACUCCUCUACCAUCUGCUAUGCGUACCACAAAAAUCAAGUAGAUAAUUCGGGAAUACUGCUCCAGUAUCAGGUACAAACUUUUGUUCUGCCAAUGGAUUACAGGUAAGUAUUCUUUUUAAUAUUAUAUUUUAUUUUUCGUGCUACCGUUCGUUUAGCAAAUUAUUCAAGUUUGGAAUAAUUUAAUUUGUUAAACGAAUGUGUAUUUGGAUGGCUCUUAUAAUAGCCACAAAGUCCACAUUGUUUUAUUUAUUUCAAAGAAUGACUCAUUUUCUUCAUGAGAUGGUCAUUCUUCUUUCUAUUUAUAUAUUGUUAUCUCUGGCAAAAAAAAAAAAAAAAAAAAAAAAAAAAAAUUGAUCCCUCACCUUUUUCAUCAAUCGCUUAUAGUUUUUUGUUUACCCUCCAAUAACACAAUGUCAUGGCUGGCUCGCUCCUUUGCCAACUCCCUUAGGCUCGACGACGACGGUGACAACUUAGAAAACGACGUCGCAUCAGGCGAUCCCUCACCUUCCAAUCGUAUUGAACAAGAUAUACAUUUGUCAACAGAUGUUGAAGAAUCCCAGGCGAGAGGUAUGAAAGAGGACCUUACGGAACUUAGACAAUCCCUACGGCAACAACUUUGGGGCGUCGCUUCUUUUCUUGCUCCUCCUCCUCCUCCACCGCCUCCGCCUCCUCCUCCUAUUUCCAAGGAACGAUUGUUAGUCUCUAAUUUGAAUAAAAGUCAAUCGGAACCGUCGGAUCUAUCAGAGGGAGGAGAAGGGUCUGAUUGUGAAGAAACCUCGAGGAUCAAACAGGAUUUUGUGGAGAUUGGGGGCAGAUUUAGAACGGAAAUUUCUAAAAUGGCUUCUAAUUAUUUCCCGUUUGGAUCGAAGGAAAUUCAAUAUGAGAUUGAAAAUGGUGAGGAGGAAAAUGAAGGAGAGGAAUUGGAGAUGGAGGAGGAGUAUGAGGAUUGGGAAGAUACAGCUACCGGGAUUACGGAUGAGGUGUUGGCAUUUGCAAGGAACAUUGCAAUGCAUCCUGAGACUUGGUUAGAUUUUCCUCUUGAUAUAGAAGAUGAUUUAGAUGAUUUUGGUAUGUCCAUUGCCCAACGAGAGCAUGCUUUGGCCAUUGAACGACUUGCUCCUAGACUAGCUGCUCUCAGAAUUGAACUUUGCCCUUGCCAUAUGCCUGACAGUUACUUUUGGAAAGUUUAUUUUGUUCUUCUGCAUUCAAGGCUCAAUAAACACGAUGCAGAAAUUUUAUCUACACCUCAGGUAAUGGAAGCCAGAACGAUGUGGAUGCAGGAACUACAUAAACAAACAAAGCCAGAAAAUGACUGGUAUGGAAAAAGCACUACGUAUGAGAACGACAACAGUAAUGUAAGGCAUGGAGAUAUUGGGUAUGCCAGGACAUUUGGUUUAGAAUCAAGAACUAGUGCUAUGGAAGAUUAUGAGACAGAGAAGCACCCAAUUGUAAAUACAGAGACGCAAUUCAUUGAUAAAACUGUUGUUGAAGAGAUAAAACACGAGAAUAAGGAUUUAUGUGCUGGUACAUCCCCUAAAGCAGAGCUUCCUUAUUAUGAAGAUGACGACGAUGAUGAUUGGCCAGAGGAUGAAGAUUUGGAUUUAGGCAGUUACAAAGCCACCAUUCCGUUGGGAAACGAAGACGACUUCUCUUUCAGUGAUCUGGAAGAUGAUACCAACAGCACUAUUCCCAUAAAAUCUAAGGUACAUUCAAAGGAUACUGAAAGAUCAACAACGUAAAUCCUAGCUAUAUAGCGUAAGCAUUGCUGAUUGUGAACAGUAAGUGUGAAGAUCCUAUAAUUGCAACUCUCCGAAGCAUCCAGAAGUAUGAUAUGAUUUGAUAAUGAGUCAUGAGCUCCGAUUGUUGUUCAGUUCCAAGGUUUUGAUAGAGCGAUGAUUAUAUGUUGACUUGUUGUGCAUAAGUUGUAAACAAAACAUAUUAUAAACUGGGCAGAAUAUCAUGAUUUUUGAGUGGAAAUGUCUAGAUUGUUCCUCAA
Molecule: messenger RNA, 2342 nt
Organism: Mercurialis annua (annual mercury)
Lineage: Eukaryota; Viridiplantae; Streptophyta; Magnoliopsida; Malpighiales; Euphorbiaceae
Exons: 4
Coding region: 757-2085 (442 amino acids)
Source: RefSeq, a predicted model, not a curated record